AUGCUGCAGUAUAUGGAUGCCGAGCAUCUGCAACACAAGACGCAUAGAUAUUUGACGAUAGCUAUUUAUAAUGAAGCUGCUACUUGCGUUGAGUAUCCAUGGUCAGAUAAAAGCAAUAUGAUGAAUCCACAAGAAGCCCUGCAGCGCACUGAUGCUGCGAAAGAUGGAGACGGGUUAUCUACUCUGGCAUCAGCUGCGACAACGAAUCAACUGUGA
Messenger RNA from Plasmopara halstedii, 216 nucleotides. RefSeq lists its product as uncharacterized. The record is from RefSeq and is a predicted model, not a curated record. Lineage: Eukaryota; Oomycota; Peronosporomycetes; Peronosporales; Peronosporaceae. The transcript is spliced from 2 exons. Bases 1 to 216 code for a protein of 71 amino acids.